AUGGCUCGAUUUCCCGCUCACCAAAGCCGGCCCGUUCACGCGACCUCGGCCGUGAACCAUGCAGCUCCCGCCGAGGCCAACUAUGACACGGCCAACCCUGCCUACAUUCGCAAGUACCUCCGCACCUACGGCCUGACUCCCCCGCGUGCGGAGUCGUACGAGACUCAGAAGACUCGCUGCCUCGCUCAAUUGGCUCUCAAGCAGACCGCCAUCGACAAGUUCCUCUACCUCAGCACUCUCCGCAAGAACAAUGUUCACCUGUUCUACCGUCUGGUCACGGACCACCUGAAGGAAUUGACUCCCCUCAUCUACACUCCCGUCGUUGGCGAAGCCUGCCAGAGAUGGUCCGAGAUCUACCAGCAGCCCGAAGGUAUGUACCUGAGCUGGGAAGAUCGCGGCAACCUGGCUGCUGUCAUUGCCAACUGGCCCCAGCAGAACGUUGAGAUCACAUGUAUCACCGACGGUUCCCGCAUUCUCGGUCUUGGUGACCUUGGCAUCAACGGCAUGGGUAUUCCUAUUGGCAAGCUGGCUCUGUACACUGCCUGUGCCGGUAUUCGUCCCGAGGCUACCCUGCCCCUGACUCUGGAUCUGGGUACCAGCAACAAGGCCUUCCGGGAAGACCCGCUGUACAUGGGUAGCCGCCGUGACAAGGUUACCCCCGAUGAGGAGCGUGAGUUCUUGGAUGAGCUGAUGGCUGCUCUGACCGAGCGCUGGCCCGGUAUUGUCAUCCAGUUCGAGGAUUUCAAGAACCCCUUCCCUGCUCUGGAGCGUUACCGUGAUGUCUACACUUGCUUCAACGAUGACAUCCAGGGUACUGGUGCCGUCAUCCUCGGUGGUGUGAUCAACGCCGUCAAGCGCUCGGGCCUUCCCUGCAAGGAGCACAAGGCCGUCUUCUUCGGUGCCGGCAGUGCCGGUGUCGGUGUUGCCAAGCAGAUUGUGGACUUCUUUGUCCGCGAGGGCAUGACCGAGGAUGAGGCUCGCGCCUGCUUCUACCUGGUUGACACGAAGGGUCUCGUCACUGCUGACCGUGGUGACAAGCUCGCCGAUCACAAGGUCUACUUCGCUCGCACGGACAACGACGGCCUCCAGCUGAAGACCCUGGAGGAUGUUGUUGACCACGUGAAGCCGACCAUCCUGAUGGGUCUCUCCACCAUGGGUGGUGUCUUCACCCCCGAGCUCCUGCGCAAGAUGGCCGAGUGGAACACCCACCCCAUCAUCUUCCCUCUCUCCAACCCCUCGUCCAAGUCCGAGUGUGACUACGAGAGCGCCGUCACCAGCACCGAUGGCCGGGCGCUCUUCGCUUCCGGCUCUCCCUUCCAGCCUCUGUCGUUCACCAACUCUGCUGGUGAGACGCGCACCUACUACCCCGGCCAGGGCAACAACAUGUAUGUCUUCCCCGGUAUCGGCCUGGGAACCAUUCUCUGCAAGGCCGUCAAGGUCACCGACAGCAUGAUCUACGCCUCGGGUGAGGCUCUCUCCAAGGCUCUCACUGCCGAGGAGAUUGACCGUGCCCUUCUCUACCCCGACCUGACCCGCAUCCGUGAGGUCAGCGUGGUGGUGGCCCGCAACGUCAUCCGCGCGGCCCAGGAGGCCAAGGUCGACCGCGAGACCACCCUCCGUACGAUGAACGACGAGGCCUUGGACGCCUGGAUCAAGGCCCGCAUGUACAACCCCCACACCGAAGUCUUGGCUUUGGAGCGUGAGGUUGGCUCCAUCCUGGCUAGCCUGGGACCCAGCGCCUUUGCUCUGGAGUCUCUGAGCGAGGAGGACAAGAAUGCCAAGCUGUAA
Aspergillus ibericus CBS 121593 is the source of this 1788-nucleotide messenger RNA. Its product is annotated as NAD-dependent malic enzyme. Gene Ontology annotation, cellular component: mitochondrion. NCBI's taxonomy places the organism in Eukaryota, Fungi, Ascomycota, Eurotiomycetes, Eurotiales, Aspergillaceae. The coding region runs from base 1 to 1788 and encodes 595 amino acids. Gene Ontology annotation, biological process: malate metabolic process; pyruvate metabolic process. Gene Ontology annotation, molecular function: NAD binding; malate dehydrogenase (decarboxylating) (NAD+) activity. The record is from RefSeq and is a predicted model, not a curated record. The transcript is spliced from 5 exons.